UUUGCAAUCAACAAUUGUUUGUCACACCUCUAGUUUUUUCAUUCGCAAUGGAAAAGACAAGGGAGUCAACAGAAUCGCUGCCCACUUGCAGGGCGCCCGGACUGCCCAUCUGUGAGCCGGAGGAUACACACAUCUCCGUAGUAGAGCAAGUGCCCUACAAAAAAAUUGAGCCACCAGUGCCGCCGAAGACCCUAUAUUGCGACAGUAUUGACAGACUCGAUGAGCUGGAGGAUGCGGAUGAUGAGGCAGAGGAGGGGGAGGAGGAGGAGGGGGAUGAGGCAAGUGGCGGCCAGUCAACAAAGUCCGAGGAGCUGGUGCUGCUCGAGCAGAUAGAAGCCGAGCUACUGGAGAAAAAGCAGGCUGUUGAUCGUAUCGGCGAGGAAAUGGCAUUGGACAUGCCGGAAUGUCCGUCGGAAGACUCCUGCGUAAACAUGGAGCUGGAGCUGCAGCGGGGCAAGGUCCAUCCCCACAUAUACAAGCUGCAGCAGGAAAAUCACCAGCUGCGCCAGCAGCUGAGCAAGGCGCAGCUCAGCUGCAAGGCCAUCGACCUGUCGCUGAAAUACCUGCGCAACAGUUUCUGCCGGGAUCUGAAGGCGGCAGCGAUCUUGCAGCGCCGUCUGGACGAGCUGAACUCGUUCAAGCUCAAUGUGGAGCACGAGCAGGCAUUGUGCAGGCAACGCUACCGUCACCUGGAGGAGUCCAAGUACGACUGGGUCGACUGCAAGGCCUACUUGAAAGAGAACGAUGCCCACACCCAGCGGCAGAUCAAAAAGUUCGUGAUGAGAGCCGAUUACACACAGCCCAAGAUCGACGCGGUCAAGCUGCUCACGAGGGCCAAGCGCAAGGCCAUGUAUGUGCACAACGCUCUGACCAGCAGAAUGGCCAAGUUUGGCCAGUGGAUCUGCACGGCCGCUGUCUCGCGCGAGUCGAAGAAUGCUUGCCGCUUCAACUCCGACAUAUCUCUGUUUAUACGCCGCAACGAGCACCUCCUUGUCAAAGAAAAGCAUUAA
Drosophila navojoa is the source of this 1010-nucleotide messenger RNA. RefSeq lists its product as uncharacterized. The record is from RefSeq and is a predicted model, not a curated record. Lineage: Eukaryota; Metazoa; Arthropoda; Insecta; Diptera; Drosophilidae.